Molecule: messenger RNA, 896 nt
Organism: Camellia sinensis
Lineage: Eukaryota; Viridiplantae; Streptophyta; Magnoliopsida; Ericales; Theaceae
Source: RefSeq, a predicted model, not a curated record
GAAGGAAGGAUGACGGGAACAAAAGAAGGGUGUUGAUGCCAGCGCCUAGGAUGGGGAACACAGAGAUACCACCAGAGGAUGGUUACACCUGGCGAAAGUACGGUCAAAAGGAGAUUCUCGGGUCAAAAUAUCCCAGGAGUUACUACAGAUGCACCCACCAAAAGCUCUACAACUGCCCGGCCAGAAAACAAGUCCAGCGACUCGACAACGACGCCUACACCUUCGAAGUCAUCUACUGUGCUAAUCAUACUUGCCACAUGUCCUCCACCGCACCCUCUAUCCCUCCCAUUUCCCCAGAACUCCUCCCUCAAAUCACCCAACAACAACCCACCACCACCACCCACUCUCCGCCCCCACCGCCCACCUCGGCCCCUCUCGCCACAUGGCUCUCGAUGGACAUCAACCAAAGCUCCGGCGAAGGCACUAGCAGCUUCUCCGCCGACCCACGUGUGCAUUUGUUCAGGGACUUCGGUUUGAGAAGUGGUGGUGGUGGUGGUGGUGGUGGUGGUGCUGGGACAAGCAGUGGCGGUGCGGGUCCAUCGUCGUCGACAACUAGGUACGGUGAGAAUCAGUUUCCGGUGGCGGAUUUGGCUGAUGCCAUGUUUAAUUCAGGUAGUAGCAGUAAUAAUAGUAUAGAUGUCAUUUUCUCUUCCAUGGAAGAUAAGUGGGAGCCAGCUCCUGGAGAGAAGAAGAACUGAUUGCUUGAUAGCUGCCCGACAUAGAAUUAAAACAUAGAAAAGUACACCGAAAGAGAACUGUCUGGUUUAGAUUUAUUUAAAGUAUGCGAUGAAUCUAUCACAAAUAAUAUGUUUUUUUGUGUUUUUAUUCUAUGCGGUUAUAUUGCUUCUCAAGUGAAUGCACAUUAGUUAGCUGCGGAUAGAACAAUCCAUAACAAG